GGUGCAACGCAGUGUCCGUCGUUCAUUGCAACGGAUCAGUCAAUUAAUUAGUUUAAAAAUGUUGGGGCGGAUUUAUCCGCUGGUAGUGUUACUGGUAUUUGCUGAUGUUGUUAUGAAAGCAUCAUGCGCGGAGAAAGGGAGUUUAACCUUUGUAAUAGAUGAUACUCUCUCGAUGACUGAUGACAUAAAUCAAGUCAAAAGGAGCGUAAACCGGAUCAUGGAUAUUGUGUUCAAUGAGAAGGCCAGCGUGAUCAGCAAUAUGGUGCUCGUCACAUUCAACGACCCAGAUGCAAAGUUCUGGACAGCGACCAACAAUCGUAACGAAUUUAACAGAGCAUUGGGGGCGGUUUAUGUUCAUAAUUAUCAUAACAAUGACUGUCGAGAACCAUCCAUAAAUGGAAUAAUUUUAGCUUUGAAUAAAAGUAAUCGUGGCUCCCACAUAUACGUGUUCACCGAUGCUUCAGCCAAAGAUCACCAGAAUGCUCACAUUGUCAAAGAACUGUGUCAGAAAAAGCAAACUCAGAUCUCUUUUGUGAUUACCGGAAGAUGUACCUGGCAUUAUCCAGAUGAAAUUAUGCAUAUAUAUUAUGAAAUAGCCCAGGCGUGUUCAGGCCUGGCAUAUGAAGUAGACAAAAAUGCAGUUUCAGAGGUACUCAAACCAAUAACUGACAUUAUAAGUGGCGAAAAGAUUAUAAUUACUACGACGACUGUGCCAGCUGGUGUUUUGAAAGAUAUCCCGUUCGACGUAGAUGACCAAACUGAAUACGUUAUUGUUUCUGUGUCGGGUAAGGACGUGUAUCUAAGAUUAUCUGGACCUGCUGGCAAACAGGAGAACCUAAUGUGGAAUGCCAAUGGUAAAGUGGUGAAGUUGGUUAACGUAACGCCUGGCAGGUAUACCGCUACCGUGAAAGGUACCUCAGAGACAUCCGUCGUCAUAGUGGGCAGGUCUGAUUUCCUCUUCAAACAUGGUUUCUCGGAGUUGAAGCCCAAGUCACUUAAAGACACGUCUCUCCAACCAAUAGUCAAUACAAAUGUCCACUUAUCAGUAUUAGUUACUGAUGAACGCGAAUCAGUGGAAAUUAUAAAGGCCCAGAUCUUAGGAAUGGAUGAAAAGCCGAUCAGGCCCGAUCUUCCGUUGACCAAAAUUUCUAAAGAUUUUUACGUCACUCCACCUUUGGUUACACCGACACAAAGGUUCAAAGUAGCGGUGAUUGGGAGAGUGAAAGCAACGGGUCGCAUCAUAAAGCGUAUCGCGAAGAUUCCUAUUACUCCUCCGGAACCACCAAUAAAAUUACCAGACAAACAAGUACCCAAAGCUGUGAUAUCUGAGGGCAGAGAAACAACUGUAGAAUACAAUAGUUCAAUGAAAUUAACAUGCAAAGUGACCGCAUUCCCCAAACCUAAAAUAUCUUGGUAUAACAAACAGGGACAACUAAUUAGUUCUAAAAGUUCUAUGAUUGAAUACCCGUAUGACUACAUUAGUUACCUGGAAAUGCCUGUCGCAAAAGAAGAUAAAUAUAUAUGCACUGCAGUAAAUGAUGUGGGAACCAAUACAGCUUCAAUUCAAGUUAAUGUUAAAGACGCUUUCACUGUAGUAAAUGUUCGAUCAAGUGUGAACAUGGAAUACGGCAAGCCGGGAAUCCUAAAAUGUGACAUCACUUCGCGACUUCCUAUGGACAUUCAUUGGUACUAUAUGAAUGAAAUGACUGGAGCGAAGAAAGAAGUAGUCAAUUCUAACGAAUACUCAAUAUCAGCAGACAAAACUGGAUUAACAAUAAAGAAAGUAGAUGUCAAUUCAGUUGGAAAGUAUGUCUGCCUAGCUCAUCUGGUAAACGAUAAAAAUGUUAAAAAGGAAUUGACUCAACGAGUUCAAGUGACUGGAUUGGCUCCACCGAAAACACAAAUGCCAGCUAACGUAAAAGCGGUCAAGGGUAAGGCUGUCGUCUUAGAAUGCAAAGUAAGUGGUGUACCAAUACCGACCAUUAAAUGGCAGUUUAGAGGCAAAUCUGGUUCCAAGUUUGUACCACUGGCUGAGACCGGAAUGGUGCUACGUUUAAAUAAAGUAGAAGCCAAACACGAGGGUCAGUACAAGUGUGUGGCAGAAAACGCAUUAGCUAAGGAUGAGAAGGUUACAACAUUAAUUGUUCAAGAACUACCCAGGAUGGUAACCAGUUCAUCUACUACGUAUCAAAGUACCGAAGGAGACGCUACUUUGAAGAUACCAUGCGUAGCCGUUGGAGACCCAAAACCAAGCAUCAUCUGGAAAGUGGGUGGUCGGCCCAUUGCAGUGCCAAGUGCCAAGUAUGUGGUAGAAGACGGAGCACUUGUAAUAAGAAAUCCGACAGUAGCAGAUAGUAAGUCGUACGAAUGUGUAGCUACCAAUGAGGCCGGCUCAGUAAGCACAACUUUCAAAACGUUCAUACGACAGAAACCACAAGUUGUAGGUGUUGCUACUAAGAAGGUUAACCUCGGAACGGCCGUUGAUAUAGAAUGCGGGGUUGUCAAGGGUUGGCCGAAACCGAACAUAAGAUGGUUCGUGGAUAACUCUGGAAAACAAUUCGUGCCAAUCCGCGGAUCGCUAGAUGUGAUCCACAUUACGAGGGCAGAAAACAUACACACAGGUCGCUACAAGUGUGUGGUACAGAACGAAGCUGGAACGGUCGAACACGUCACUAGUCUUACAGUGGAAUCUCCACCAAAAAUACAAAUGCCAGCUAACGUAAAAGCAGUCAUGGGUAAGGCUGUCGUCUUAGAAUGCAAAGUAAGUGGUGUUCCAAUACCCACCAUUAAAUGGCAGUUUAGUGGUAAAUCUAGUUCCAAGUUUGUACCAUUGGCUGAGACCGGAAGCGUGUUACGUAUUAAUAAUGUAGAAGCCAAACACGAGGGUCAGUACAAGUGUGUGGCAGAAAACGCAUUAGCUAAGGAUGAGAAGGUUACAACAUUAAUUGUUCAAGAAAUACCAAGGAUGAUGUCCAGUUCAUCCAGUACGUAUCAAAGUACUGAAGGAGAUACUACUUUGAAGAUACCGUGCGUCGUCACUGGUUACCCAAAACCAAGCAUCACCUGGAAAAUGGACGGUCGGCCCAUUGCAGUGCCAAGUGCCAAGUAUGUGGUAGAAGACGGAACACUUGUAAUAAGAUAUCCGACAGUAGCAGAUAGUAAGUCGUACGAAUGUGUAGCUACCAAUGAGGCCGGCUCAGUAAGCACAACUUUCAAAACGUUCAUACGACAGAAACCACAAGUUGUAGGUGUUUCUACUAAGAAGGUUAACCUCGGAACGGCCGUUGAUAUAGAAUGCAGGGUUGUCAAGGGUUGGCCGAAACCGAACAUCAGAUGGUUCGUGGAUAACUCUGGAAAACAAUUCGUGCCAGUCGCAGGAUCGCUAGAUGUGAUGCACAUUGCGAGGGCAGAAAACACACACACAGGUCGCUACAAGUGUGUGGUACAGAACGAAGCUGGAACGGUCGAACACGUCACUAGUCUUACCGUGGAAUCAAGACCAGAUAUCGUGACAAAGUCUAAAUCAGUGGAAGCCAUAGAAGGUGAUGUGGCAAUAAAGAUACCUUGCAAUGUCAUAGGCGUUCCACGACCCACGAUCACAUGGAAACUAAAAGGAGCUAUCAUCACACCCAAUGCAAAAUACUCGUUUGACAAUGGAUCGUUGGUUAUCAUGAACCCAAGUAAAAUUGAUGUUGGAAAAUACACAUGUGAAGCUAAAAACUAUCUUGGGUCAGCCAGUAGCACGAUCGACCUUACACUUGAAAAAAGACCCAGCACCUUCGGAACAACACAUUUUGUGUACUUAUUAUAUGAUGAAAAUAGGAAUAUCGAAUGUGAUGCGUAUCGUUCUAAAUCUCAAUCAAUUAAAUGGUUCGAUAAUGAGGGAGAGUUGAAACAGAAAUCCAUUCAAAUAACUAAAGCAACAGUUUCAAAUGACGGUAACUACACAUGUCAUGUAAGUGACAAGCAGGGACACACGGAAACACACACAUACGUUGUAAAUGUGGGCGGCCCACCCAAACUAUUGGGAGAUAGUCCUCUUAAUGAUUGGCGUGGCGGAGUACAAGAAAUCCGAUCGAACUGCGACAGCGACGCAAAACCACAAGCUAAAGUCCAAUGGAAAUACAAUGGUAAAGUGAUACCCGAUAGUGAUGUGCAAGAUAUAGGUGUCAUCUACAAAUGGGGUCAUUAUACUUGCAACGUCUCUAAUCCACACGGCUCAGUAUUGAAAGAUUUUGAUGUAAAGUCUUCUGUGUGCUUGAUACCCAAAAACUUGAAAGAUGCCGAGUAUAUGCCGCUCGUACUUGACGAUAAAGGUGCUUGGCCUACAUGGGAGAUAUCAAAAUAUUUUUCAGUAGUAGAACAAGAAGAAAAAAUGACACUGUCAUGUCCAAACCGCAAAGAUGCUUCAAAUUCCUUCAAAAAGUUCCCAUCGAAGACCGUAUUAAAAGCGUAUUGUGACAAAGAAGACGUAUUCAUAGUUGACGGGAAAAGGUAUAAACUUUCUGAUCUGCAAUGCACACAAGGAAUUCAACCCACCGUUGCCAAAAAGAACGUUAAAUGCUUGACAGGCAAUUCGGAAUUAAUAAAAGUAGGAUACAAUACUGGCGGCUUCUUAGAAUCUUAUGAAGUCUGUUUUGACAAAACAGUGCGUAUGCCUCGAUACAUUCGCAACAUCGUAACCGCAAAGAAUGAUAAGCUCAGUUCCACUUAUGCCUGGCACACCUACCCUGGUAUUGAAGACAGUCACAAUGAGAAGGCGUUUACUUGUAAAAACAAGCUGUCAUCUUGCUGUUACGCAAAAUCUCAGCUGGUGGAGGCAAAAGACUUCAAAUAUGCUGCUGAGAUGAACACCACCUUUAUCGAUCCUUUGAAUGUAGUUCCAGCCUGGCGCCCUUGUAGUGCUUCUCAGACGUCGUGGGAAUCUGUUAAUAAAAUGGUAAGAGAGCAGACGUUUUACGACGAAUUUGUCGUCUGGUCUGGAACUGACACCUGGCAAAAGAAGGAUGGAGCUGUUAUACCCCGAUAUUUAUGGAAGGUAAUUCGUUUUGAUGACGAUGAAGUUUUUGCUAUCAUCCACGUCAACGAUCGUGCACCAACAGACUCAGAUAUUAAAUGCAAAAACGUCUGUAACAGUGAUGAUGAACCAUGGUUCAAAGUUAGUGAUAAGUACACGUACUGCUGUUCACUGUCAGAUUUCUUAAAGGCGUUUGAUUACCACGACGCUAGCAUUGGAGGACCACUUAGCGAUGCAGAAUAAAAUACUUCAUUCGCGGCUAAGUUGUGACUAUUGGUGGAUUCUCCGAUAUAAUAUAAGCACGGUCACACAUGGAAAUAAAUAUUGUUAAGUUAAGAUAAUAAAGAAUUAUGGUAUCCUAUUCAUACCUCAGUCCCGACUCGGUGACAAAACAAUACAUAAAUAAUUUGCACACAAUAUAGCGAAGUUUAUUGUCGAUACAGAUGUGCCGUUAGUAAUUAAAUGGCAAAUAAAGCGACAUAAUCUUAUACUUAUACUUAUUUUUAUUG
Molecule: messenger RNA, 5526 nt
Organism: Spodoptera litura
Lineage: Eukaryota; Metazoa; Arthropoda; Insecta; Lepidoptera; Noctuidae
Product: hemicentin-1-like
Molecular function (GO): hydrolase activity; metal ion binding; nucleic acid binding
Source: RefSeq, a predicted model, not a curated record